Molecule: messenger RNA, 1892 nt
Organism: Ipomoea triloba (trilobed morning glory)
Lineage: Eukaryota; Viridiplantae; Streptophyta; Magnoliopsida; Solanales; Convolvulaceae
Product: transcription factor bHLH130-like
Exons: 6
Coding region: 490-1650 (386 amino acids)
Biological process (GO): regulation of transcription by RNA polymerase II
Cellular component (GO): nucleus
Molecular function (GO): RNA polymerase II cis-regulatory region sequence-specific DNA binding; protein dimerization activity; DNA-binding transcription factor activity, RNA polymerase II-specific
Source: RefSeq, a predicted model, not a curated record
GCCUCGCCGGACUUCCCAUUGGCGACUACCACUUUUCCACUCCCCCACCGCUCCUCCUUCUCCUCCGCUUCCUUCCCUUCUCCAUUAAAAGGGAAAAGUAUUGCUUUCUGUAUCUUUUGACUGAAGAAUAUUUUUCACUGGUUUUCAUCGCUCUCCUGUUUUGCCUUUGAUUCAUAAUUUCACCACUCCGUAUAAACGCCUAAUAAAUUUCUUUUUACUUUAAAAAGACAAAGAAGAAAGUACUGGAGUGUUGACUGUUGUGGUACUCGAGUUUCUUGAGUAAAAAGCCUGUUUUUGUUUCUUUUUUUUUAACCUUGAUUCUGAAAAUUUUGUUAUCUAUAGAAUUUCCGGUUUCUAAAAAAAUUCUGAAUUUUUUGAUGUGAUUUGAGGCUUUGAGCAUAGCUUUUCUGCCAUUUUUUGGGACCUGGAUGUAAUAAGAAUCGGCAUUGGGAAAAGAAAGAGAAAGGGAAAAGGAAAGAAGAAGUUUUGAUGGAUCAGACUCGGUGUCAGCAGCAACAGAUGACUUCUUGUUUAACGCGGUUUCGAUCCGCGCCAAGUUCAUAUUUCGACACCAUUUUGAACGCCGCUCCUACGCCGCCUCCGGCCAAAACCGGCGGCGGCGGUUAUGCGAGGGAUGAUAUGCUAAGCGGCGGCGGUUCAGGCCCCAACAUACAGCAAGCUUUUGCGCGAUUAAUAGCCACUAUGGGGGGUGCUCGGGACGCGAGUUCUUGUAGCUCCGGUGGCGCGUCGGAUGCGAAACCGCCGCUUGUGCCGCCGCCGCCGAAGCAAGAACCCGAAGCUCGACGGCAAGAGAUGAAGUAUUCAAGUGAGUCUCAGGGUUUUUGUGCAGGGGAUAAUUCGUAUGGAUUGAUGAGCCCGGUGAAUCCGGGUUGUUUUGCCCCUGUAAAGAUGAACACUGGUGUUUCCAGCUCAAAUCUCACUCGUUAUAACACCUCCCCUGCUGGUUUCUUUGAUCAAUUCAAUAUAAAAAAUGGUAGUAAUGCUAAUGCUGCAGAAGCAUCAUUUGCAUCUCCAAACGCGUUUAAGAAUCGCCGCGUGGGUGUGGAUUUGUCACCCAGACAUCCCCCUUCCUCCUCUUCGCGGCAAAUGGCUUCUAUAUCUGAAACGGCGGUGAAGGAAGAAGCCUGUUCGGGGGAUGGCAUCGGCUUCAAUGAAGAUGAGACGAUGGAUGAAAGUUACUUGUCAAGUUUCCCUAUACCUUCUUGGGAUGAUUCAGAUCUCUUGUCUGAUGACUUCCUAAAAGUAACAGAUGAAAAGCCAAGUUUGAAUGCCAAAGCACCAGAUUUUAAGAACACAGAAGGUCGAAUUCGCCCUCCUGCCCGUUUAUCUCAUCACCGCAGUUUACCCAAAAGCUCUGCAGAGUUAUCAUCCAUUUUGCAGGAUUCUGUGCCUUGCAGGGUCCGGGCAAAGAGAGGUUGCGCUACUCACCCACGCAGCAUUGCCGAGAGGGUUAGAAGAACUCGAAUAAGCGACAGAAUGAGGAAGCUGCAAGAGCUUGUCCCGAACAUGGACAAGCAAACAAACACAGCAGAUAUGUUGGACCUAGCAGUAGAUUACAUCAAAGAUCUAGAGCAGAAAGUGAAGAGGUUAGCUGAUAAUCGUGCCAAGUGUAGAUGCUCAAACAAGUAGUAGGGCAGGGUUGUACCGAUGAAUGUAACGUGGAAAGUUGAUGAACAUUGUGGGAUUCCUCAUGGUGGCACUAAAAAUCAGAUCAAAAGAAGAAAAUGGGAUGCCUGUGCCACAAAAACAAUUUCAUUUGAUGUAACAUAUGAAGCCCUGUUGAACAUAAAAGCAUUAAUGUUUCUGUUGGCUGUACCCCUGCUUUUGUCCAUAAAUAAUGAAAAGAAUUUGGUAGGCUCUAGUGUCCUUUA